Messenger RNA from Diplodia corticola, 1422 nucleotides. RefSeq lists its product as uncharacterized. The transcript has a single exon. The record is from RefSeq and is a predicted model, not a curated record. Lineage: Eukaryota; Fungi; Ascomycota; Dothideomycetes; Botryosphaeriales; Botryosphaeriaceae. The coding region runs from base 1 to 1422 and encodes 473 amino acids.
AUGGACCAGCACCCCAAGCACCGCCGCCCGUCGCAGCCACGCAUGCGCACGCCGUCCCCGCCACCUCAUCAGCACAAGAACCACGAGCACGACGACCGCCCGUCGCAGCCGCUCGUGCGGACGCCAUCCCCGCCGCCUCGUCAGCACAAGACUCACGAGCACGACGGGCAGGAGCAAACGCAAGCGCAAGAACAAAGCACCACCUCACCGUACGUCAACUCGCCAACCACCCCGGUCUACCUCUACAUGGAGGCACGGAUGCCAUCCAAUAUCAUGCCCUUCGACGCCACGCCCACGCGCGGCUACCGCUUCUCGACGCUGCGCGUGCCUGGACGCACGUAUUCUUACGACGGACUGUUAAUCAAGGCGGAGGACGAGGACGAGGAUGACGAGGAUGAAGACGUGGAGGCGGACAAGAGUGAGAGCAAGACGGACAGAGAGAAGCGCGAGCGCAACGAGCGUGCGGCGCGGCGCAGGUCGAGCCGCAGCGAUGCGCCGAGUCCGACGGAGAUUGCGAGGAGGAGGAGUGGUGGUGAUGGUGGUGCGAACAACGGCACUACGUCUACUGCUGCGACCAAGCGCGGCCGGCGCAAGAGCACACCAAAGCAGCCCGACCACGACCAGGAUGAGGUCUCGGACGAGACGACACCAGCGCCCAAGCGGGCUAGACGUGGCGCCGGUAAGGCUGAGACGGAGGCUGCGACUACGGCGACGGGUCGCGCGCUAGGCGGCGCCACCGGCCCCUUUGUCGUCAAGUCGGCCAGUGACUUGGUCUCGGCCUGCGAGGAGGUCGGAGCUCAAAAGGAUGAUCGGCGCCGUUCUGCGUCAAUCUUGCAGCUGGGAGAAGGCCAGGUGAUCACUUCUUCGGCGGCGGCUAGUACCACUACGUCUUACUGGCCAGGUAUUAGCGAUAUCGACAACGACGACGAGCAGCGACGUCGCCUGAACAACGGCGCUAUUGGAAACAACAGCGGUGACAACAAGAGCGGUCGUCGUCGUCUUCUACCUCCUCCUCGCUCUGCUGCUCCCCUGGGCACAAUCUCCACAAGGCGCUUCGCAGCUUUCGAAGAACUUCCGCAACCGCCGCAAUCGCAACCGCAACCGUCUUCGCCAUCGCCGUCAUCCUCCUCAUCGACGUCCGACGUCCGCGCCAACAUGUCUCCACCCAUGCUCGACCACCCUUCGUCGAGGAAGCAGAACCAGCACCAGCGCAAGGCGAAAGACUACCGGGAAGUCUUAUACGAGGGCCGUGGCCAGCGUUGCGUCUCGGACGGCAGCGCGCAGGGGCUGGAGUUCCUCAAGCCGCCGACGCCGCGCAAGUCGAAGGCCAGGACACGCAUCACGACCAUGCCGGCCGAGUUGAUGAACAAAGUGCAGGUCGCCGCAGCGGCGGCGGCGGGAAAGAAGAGUGAGGAGAAGUAG